This is a messenger RNA of Polyodon spathula (Mississippi paddlefish), 1076 nucleotides long. RefSeq names its product S-phase kinase-associated protein 1-like. Gene Ontology annotation, cellular component: nucleus; cytoplasm. The transcript has 6 exons. Gene Ontology annotation, biological process: SCF-dependent proteasomal ubiquitin-dependent protein catabolic process. The coding region runs from base 111 to 602 and encodes 163 amino acids. Gene Ontology annotation, molecular function: cullin family protein binding. The record is from RefSeq and is a predicted model, not a curated record. NCBI's taxonomy places the organism in Eukaryota, Metazoa, Chordata, Actinopteri, Acipenseriformes, Polyodontidae.
UUACUGUGGCGUCGCCGCGGUGCUGUUACAAAAAGCAACGGACUAUUUGUAGUCUGUAUUUGGAACGCCGUCGUGUUUGUUUAUAUUUGUGAACUAAUUGUUUAUUCGCUAUGCCCACCAUUAAGCUGCAGAGUUCUGAUGGAGAGAUUUUUGAAGUUGAUGUUGAAAUUGCAAAACAGUCUGUAACAAUUAAGACUAUGUUGGAAGAUUUAGGAAUGGAUGAUGAAGGUGAUGAUGAUCCUGUUCCUCUUCCCAAUGUUAAUGCAGCUAUUCUUAAAAAGGUAAUCCAGUGGUUUACUCAUCACAAGGAUGACCCCCCUCCUCCUGAGGAUGAUGAAAACAAAGAGAAGAGAACAGAUGACAUCCCUGUCUGGGAUCAGGAGUUCCUCAAAGUAGACCAGGGCACUCUUUUUGAACUCAUUCUGGCUGCAAACUAUUUGGACAUCAAGGGCCUUCUAGAUGUCACUUGUAAGACAGUUGCGAAUAUGAUCAAAGGCAAAACUCCAGAAGAGAUUCGGAAGACUUUCAAUAUAAAAAAUGACUUUACCGAGGAAGAGGAAGCACAGGUACGCAAGGAGAACCAGUGGUGUGAAGAAAAAUGAGUUUCUACCUGCUAACACUGACACACUGUAAGGAUCGUUCCAAAUACUGGUUGCACUGCGCUGUUCAUAAUUAUUGCAGUAAAAUAUAGAGCAGCAAAUCACUUGUGCAUUCACGGCAUGAUAAUUCCCAUUGCUUGUUUGGUGCAAAUAAUUUAAAUGCCUAUUAUUCACCCCCUCCUCAUUGUUUCCUUUUUCUUUUUACAAAUGUGUCUGGGUUUGUUUACUUUUUUCUUUAGAAUUGAAAGUGAAGAUUAUGAACCUUUUGAAGGCCCGAACAUUUUUUUUUCUUGUUGCCAUUUUUAAACAUGAGGUUCAUGUUUAACAUUUUACAGGAAACUUCAUUUUUUGUUUGUGUGUGUGUGUACCACAGCUUUUAGAUAGCUAAACAUUGUAAAUAAAACCACUUGCAAAUCCAUCUGUAUGCUGUCCAGUUUCUGACAAUUACAAUAUAAUGAAAUAAAAACAAAACUACUA